CUGGAGGUUUCUCAUAUAAACCAAAAGCCGAUCCACCUGAACCAGUAAAUGGUACUUUCAAUUCGGAAACAUUUGAGUACACGAUUAAAGAAACUAGCGGUGCCAUCUUUUUCAUCAGUGAUGUUCUCGAACGUUGUGAAAAUGGUAUGUUUGGAAUGGUUACCAUUGUUUCUGGAAGUCCAACAGCCAAUAGCAACGAUAGCUCUCCAACAUCACAGAAUGCUUUAUCAUCCAAUAGCCCUGGCGCUAGCAAUUCUAAAAGUACCGCCUCCACAACUUAUGCUAAUGCCUUCACUUUUGCC
Racocetra persica is the source of this 302-nucleotide messenger RNA. The record is from the annotation of a GenBank genome assembly. NCBI's taxonomy places the organism in Eukaryota, Fungi, Glomeromycota, Glomeromycetes, Diversisporales, Gigasporaceae.